Neopelma chrysocephalum (saffron-crested tyrant-manakin) is the source of this 900-nucleotide messenger RNA. RefSeq names its product basic phospholipase A2 daboxin P-like. The transcript is spliced from 4 exons. Gene Ontology annotation, biological process: arachidonate secretion; lipid catabolic process; phospholipid metabolic process. NCBI's taxonomy places the organism in Eukaryota, Metazoa, Chordata, Aves, Passeriformes, Pipridae. Gene Ontology annotation, molecular function: phospholipid binding; calcium ion binding. Bases 302 to 718 code for a protein of 138 amino acids. The record is from RefSeq and is a predicted model, not a curated record.
CCUGGAGGAAGAGCAGUGGGUGCAGCCCUCAAGGGCUGAUAAUUCCUCCAACUUUUCUCCCUUUCUCUUCAUUUUGCUUUUUUCCACCACUGCACCAUCCGAUUCCCAUGACUUUCCCUCCCCAGUGCUUUGUGCUGAAGCAACGGGUGCAUCUUCACCGCCCUCAUUUUCUCUAGUCCAUAGAGAGGGGGAGCAUCUCUGCUCCCAGAUAAGGAGAGAAAGAAAGAAGGGUAGCAGGGAAUGGUUUGGUUUUGGUAUAACAGGGAAUGGUUUGGUUUUCUCUCCCAGGGGUGUCAGAAGGAUGAAUUGUCUCCUGGGCCUCUCUGUGCUGUUUGCUUGGCGCUUGUCCCCAGCCCACGGGAGCCUCUUGCAGCUGCACAACAUGAUCACGGAGGUGACAGGGAAAAACGCUCUGCUGCACUAUGCCUUCUAUGGCUGCUACUGCGGCCUGGGGGGCAAGGGGCAGCCCAAGGACGCCUCAGACAGGUGUUGCCAGCUACACGAUACCUGCUACCUCGGCCUCCUGAGCCACGACUGUGACGCCAAGAAGCAGAGCUACCACUACAAGGGGCACCACGGCAGCCCCUCCUGCAGAAAGGACUCCUGGUGCGCUCAGCUCUCCUGUGAGUGCGACCGCAGCCUGGCGCUGUGCCUGAAGAGAAACGUCAGGAGCUACAGGAAACGCUACCAGUUCUAUCCCAACUACCUGUGCAAGUGAUAGGAGCCGAAAUUUGGAGCUCCCUGCACUCCUGCCUGUGCUGCUGUAAAUUUAAGUAAAAUGAAAAUAAACAAUGUGCUUAAACCACCCCGUCCUCUGAGAGCUGCUGCUGCUGCUGGGCAGGGAGAGAAAUCCCUGUAAAUAAUCAACAUCUUCCCAAAACUUUCCAAGAACUCGGUCCC